CACUUGCACUUUAUACAUUUCUCUAAAUCACCGUCCUCUAAAUAUUUCAAUAUGGAAACUAAAACACAUUCAGACACAGACGCCGCCGCAGUUUCUUCUCCAGUUGUUCCCUACAACGUAGACUCAAGCUCAAACUCAUCAGAUAGCCACUCGACAGUAAGGGAGGAUCCUGAACAGAAGAACCCAGAUAACCCGGUCUCGACUGGUACAGAUCAAAAACAAGAGCCUUCACAAGACGAAAGCGUAUCGAAACUAGAUGUAUCCGAUACAUCUACUACAAGUCCAUCGAGCUCUACCCUUGCGCCAACAGUACCACCAGCCGAACCUGAACCUCCAUCAUCACAACCUCCGAAUGAACUGACGAAUGCCUCAGCAGAAGUUCGCGAAUUGGCCAUCAUGUUUCCUCAAAUCCCACAAGCAAUUCUAGAAGCUGUUCUAGCCGCACACCAGAAUGAUCCAGGAGAAUGUGUAUCUGAUCUCUUGGCCAUGAAUGAUCCAACUUGGAAACCCACAGCUGAGGAUCUUAUGAAAUCGGAUGAAGCUUUAGCCCGACAACUUGCUCGAGAGGAAGAACAACAAAGUAUUCCUACACCACAACCUAUACCUCAAAUCAAUGUACCUUAUCAACCCAGAAUCAAGAAAAACCCAUCAAACCGUAGUCCGAUGUCAACUUACGAACAAAGAACAGAGAACCCAUCUAACGGUGAAACUGGUCAAUCUUCAUCCAAUCUAACAGGAAAAGAUGAAAUCCAAAAGAUUGCAGACGAGUUUAGUAGAAUGGCAGAAACUGGAAAGAAAACCGUGUCUACAUGGCUUAAUAAGGCUAAAGCUAAAAUUCAAGAAUUACAACAACCUUCAGCUGAUCUUCCAAGUGAUCCGACAAGUCAUGAAAAUGAAUAUCAAGCAUCUCAACCUGCAAUCGUUAUUAGUGGUGCAGAGUAUGGUACUUCUCCAUCUAAUCCUAAAAGAUCAAGCAGGAUCUCGCCAGCAUUACCUUAUGCAUCUCGUUACGACUCUGCACCCCCUACACGAACCCCGGCAGACACAGCCACAGGUAGUGUCACCAACAACCCAUCGCUUCCACGGACCUCGACACCGACAGUGGAACCGAAGCGCGGUGAUGAGAUGAUGAAUGUGCAUGAUGCAUCCUCAAAGUCGAAACAAGUUGCCACUGGUACAGCUAUCGGUAACACUAACACUCUCAUACCUAACAAACCUCUCACGAGUGCUCAGCGUACAAGGGAUGAAGAUGAAGAAUCACUGGAGUACACUCGAAAUCCCUUUGAGGAUGAAGAUUGACAGUGGGAUCACAUUGACCUUUGAUGUUUGAGUGUACAGCCAACAAUUUGAUCAAUUACCUCCAUACACAAUUCAACAACCCGAUCAUAGCUAGCUAGACUCAAUUUAGUAUAAACAUGAGUAGAAUUGAAACGAAGAAGAAGCAUGAUGAGAUGAAAAAAAUAGUCAGAUUUAGCACAUUUUCAACAAUCCUGAUUUGUUACUUGUAAUUUUACUCAUUGUUCUCUAAUUUCAUAUGUAAAAUAUGUAAUUGAUUUUUUUUCACAUCAUAUGAGUAGCAAGAUUUAUUAAGACUUGUAAAGACUUUCAAUGGUGUUUCAUUUAAUUGAAAGUAUAUAACUACGUCGUAAAAUU
This is a messenger RNA of Melampsora larici-populina 98AG31, 1653 nucleotides long. RefSeq lists its product as uncharacterized. The transcript has 6 exons. Gene Ontology annotation, biological process: ubiquitin-dependent protein catabolic process. Gene Ontology annotation, cellular component: cytoplasm. The coding region runs from base 52 to 1299 and encodes 415 amino acids. The record is from RefSeq and is a predicted model, not a curated record. Gene Ontology annotation, molecular function: ubiquitin conjugating enzyme binding; ubiquitin binding. NCBI's taxonomy places the organism in Eukaryota, Fungi, Basidiomycota, Pucciniomycetes, Pucciniales, Melampsoraceae.